Anguilla rostrata (American eel) is the source of this 4467-nucleotide messenger RNA. It is a transcript of the gene mtfr1, whose product is annotated as mitochondrial fission regulator 1. Bases 593 to 1612 code for a protein of 339 amino acids. Gene Ontology annotation, cellular component: mitochondrion. The record is from RefSeq and is a predicted model, not a curated record. NCBI's taxonomy places the organism in Eukaryota, Metazoa, Chordata, Actinopteri, Anguilliformes, Anguillidae. The transcript has 8 exons. Gene Ontology annotation, biological process: aerobic respiration; mitochondrial fission.
GAGACUCUUCAUUGACUACUUUGCACUGUCAGGUUUUCGCUAACGAUUCAUCAACUUAAUUCAUCACUGAUGGACAGUGACUGGAAGGAGAAAGGGAGAAGGAGAAAAAUAAGUAGAAAGUAGAAAGAAAGAGUGGGUGGUAUAGGUAGGGAAAAGUUGAACCUUGUUGUGUAAUAAAUAGGUUUUAUUUGAGGACCCACAAGAAAAGAGAUAUUUAAUCCAAGAAAUAUCGAUUGGUCGGGAAACCUAGGACUCUUGAGAGAUUUAACCAUAUUUUAUCCACAGAGAUAGAGAAGGUUGAAUUUUUCCAGAAUUUCCCCAUGGAAUUUUCAAUCACGUGUUACCUACUUCGACGUUCAUUGGUCUAAGAAACUGCGGGUCCACCCACACGCCGACGUAGAGGUUGGAGUGUCUUAGGACUUUGGAGAACACCAUUCUGCAUGGAUGUCGACGUUGAGAGUAACAUUUAAGGUCUACAACUACCUAGACAGUCAUGCCUUGCUUCACAAUGCUAUUAACCGUAACUGUAGUAUGCUGAAGAUGUACCUGUUUGGCUGCUGUUCUAACUUUGUGUUGGGCGGGCAAAGAUAAGAUGACCAGGGAACAUGCUGGAAUCGAAAUGGACCUCGCUUUUGGAUCAGUUAAGCCUUAUGGGUCCUCUCGGAGUAUAGUUAGAAGAAUUGCUACGAGCCUUCCUCUGAAACCUUGCCCUCGUGUUCACUUUCAGCUUCAUCCUUAUACCGAAGGUGCCAGCAGUCUCAACAGCUCCGCUGAGCAGAAUGGGUUUGUGGCCUCGCUCGCGGAUGUGGCCUGGAUCGAGAGGGGUGCGGGCGACACCCCCGCCAGACUCCGGUCGGGGGCGGAGGCGGAGGCGGAGCCUGGGUUUAUUUUCCGCUCCCACCAGCGCCCGGCUUCCAGACCUCUGAAGAGACAGCGGUCUCUGCCCUCCUUGCACCAGGAGGCGCUAGAGCCCCAGGCUCCGGCAUUCCCCAACCAGGAGGCCAUUCAGAAGAUCAGCGCCCUGGAGACUGAGCUGGCCAAACUCCGGGCUCAGAUAGCACAGAUCGUAUUGGCCCAGGAGCAGACCGCCCAGCCUGCUGUAGCUGCACAAGCUGGACCUGCUGCUGCCCCAGCCCCACCUGGAGGGGCUCCACCCCCGCCUCCACCACCCCCUCCCCCUCCCCCUCCCCCUCUACCCCCACCACCACCCCCCGGCCUUCAGCGGAGCGUUUCGGCCAUCGACCUCAUCAGAGAGCGCCGCGGGAAGAAGACGUCGACGCAGACCGCGCUCGACCCCGGGCCCAAGCAGCCGGAGAUUCCCAGCAUGCUCGACGUGCUGAAGGACAUGGGCAAAGUCAAGCUGCGCUCCGUCAAGAGUCGGCCAGAGGACGGCCUUGCCAAGCCGAAGCCCAGCGACCCCACGGACGCGGCCUCUCUCAUUGCGGAAGCUUUAAAGCGCAAGUUUGCUCACCGGUACCGGAGCGAGAGCUGGAGCGAAAGCUGGAGCGAGAGCGACUUCGGGCACCCCGCUCCCAGAGCGGAGUCUCCCCCAAACACCCCCGUGUUUGGACAGCACAUGUUGAAGCCCACGGGGAAGAAGAAGCUCCUUUAAGAGCGGGUAAUCUGAGGUCUGGCCUGUCCAAUCAGAGUUGUGCUCCCUGCGCGCAGUCUUCUCGGCGGGAACUCGUGACCGGACAGAUGGAUAAGGGACCAAGGCGACCACCACAUUGUGGUGCUUGUGUCCUCGGGACAGGGAGAGGGCUUUCGCCUCUAUAAUAUCCGCACUCGUGUACACAUGCAGCCACUUAGGUUUUAACUUAUUUUGUCUAAAACUCUUCUAAAUCGAUGCUAAUUUCAUAAUUCUGUAAAAAAUUGUAUUCAUUUUAAAGGUCAUGAGGGGUGUUCUUGAGCAUCCUCCUCUGUGAUACCUGCUUAAAGACACCUUCCUGUUCUGUUUAAAUGAUUCCAAGGCGGGACCUGCGCUGAGAAGACCAUUUUGUUUUCCAUGUUUGGUCAUGUUAGGUGUUUUUUUUUUUGAUGAAGCGGAGCUUUGUAUACAAAGGAAAGCACCAGUUGGUAAUCUUGAAGUCUUUAUGACCUUGAAACACUACAGGAAAUGGAGGAGGAAGGGGAAAUGGAGUUCAGAGAACAGACUCCAAAGCUAAGUGGUAUGAACAGUGCAGACGAGAAGGUCGACUGCAGGAGGCAGCCGAUCCUAUUGGCUGGACAGGUAUUGUACUGUGAACGUCACUGGUCUGCCUCUGAAAUGUGCCUUUUGGAGGAACAUUACUUUCAUCUCAUCACAGUUGCUGCUCACAUCAGAUGAGGGAUUAGAGUUCAGAGCACUUUCUGUUGGUCUGUUUCAUCUUGUGGAAUGUUGUAUUACAUUUUGCUGUAAAAGUGUUUUUAUUUUUAUUAUUUUUUUGGAUGGUUUAUAUUUAUAUUUGAAGUUUUUAGGAAGUAUUUUUAGUAGACUAACUACUAAAAUUUUGCCAAGUAAUUUAUAUAAUUUGUGCUUCAUGUUAAUGAUGAAAUUGAAGCAUUUGUGGUAAAUAAAUGUAUCCAUACAUAUUCAAUGUGUAGGAAUGUUUUGAUCUGCUGACUUUGUGUAGUGUUGAAAUAAGUUACCAAGAAUCCACUAAAUCAGUACAAUGAUAAGAAAUGUUGCUAUUUAUAUUUAUGGUGCAAGACCGGUAAAAUGAAGCACAGAAUUAUAGCAAUGUCCUGGUCUUCUGAAUUCCUAAUUAAACUUGAAAAUGGUAAUGUCCAGUAAAUGAUUGGUAUGUCACAGUAUAUUCUGACAAACAAUAUUCAUAUUGUGACAUUAAAUCAGCAAAAUUUGCAUUCCAAUGCCUCCUCGUAAAAUGCAGCGUCUUCAAAUGCAGCCUUAUCAUUUUUGAGUACAUACAUCAGUGUUAUAAAGCCAAAGACACUUGGAUGCAUAAAUAAUAUGGGGGGGAUUUGGUUUUUAUCAAAAAUAAAACUAGACCACGCAGGAGCCAUAAUUGUUUGAGUGACAUUUUGCCUGUCCUGCACUGAUAAUUUAGUCAUUCACAAAUGGUUUCAAGGAAAAUGCGUCUUAAAGAAAGGUUUGUCUGUGUUCUUUUUGUAGAACAACCAAAUCAUAGUCAGCCUUGGACCGGUCUAGAGUGCCUACGGCUGUCCCUGUUAUAAGUUACAAAAUGUUUCAAUCCAGUGCACUGUGCUCAGGCUAAACGUUGGAUAGUUUUCUUCUCCUGAACAACAAAGCGAAUCAUUAAUUCAUCUUCAAGCAACGUGUAUUCAAUUAUUGAAAGGUUCUUGUGUUCAUUAACCUUUUAAAAAAUUUAACAGAUGUGAAAUCGUAUAUUGAUACUCACUUGUCACCUGAAGUUGGGUGGGGGUGAUCAUCUGUACAUUGUAUUGAAUUAAAUGUUAAGUGGCAUGUCAGUAUACUCUAGUUUGCUGGUGAACAUUGCAAACUCACAAUUUUUAUUACUGUUUUUCCCCCAAGGUAUUACUUGUAUUGUAUUUGAGACAAGGGAAUAUUACGUGAAAGGAAUACAUUUUAUUUAUUGCUAUUACAGUGGUGUCCAACCCCCCAAAUGUAAUUUAAGCAACCAAAUUACACGGCUAAGCUGUCUGUAAGGAAUAAAUGCUGGUAAGACUGGAUUUAAAUAAAAUGAUGAAAACAUGUUUGAAGUCAUAAAUCAUGGCUGUGCCUUUAAAAAUGUGAAGCUUGACACCAGGCUUGAGGCAUGUCCAGAAUUCCACAGGUUUAAUACCUGCCAUUUGCUUCACUUAAAACAAGGGGGGCAGAAGUUUAGCCUCAUUCAUCACUCCAAAUGAUUCAUUUCAGAUUCAAAAAAAUAAUAAUUAGCAUCCAUGGCUACAUGUCCUCAGAGCUCAUACUUUAUUGAAUUUUGUACCAAUUUGUCAGUAUUGCACACUGGUCCCUCUGAAAACAAGCAGAAUGCACACCCCCCCUUGUAAGUGUUCACUUAUGACCUGGUGACAGGGCCCGACAAGUUCUUCACAAAAUUACUAUUGGUUGGGAGUUCUGAAAUAUGCAAGUGCUGUCAAAAGAGAGAUGUUAAAAUGUAUCUGGAUGCACAACUGGCAAGUCUGUUUUCACAAUUUUACCGCAUUUUCUCAUGCUUUACCGGUUUUAGAUUAGAAUUUUGUUAAUUGAAAUAAAGUUGAAAGAUGGAAGUUUGUCAACUUGUUUUAUUAAUCAAAAUGUAACUGCAACAGGCAUGUAUCAAAAGGUCAAUACAGCAAAGCCUUUACAAAAUGGCUUGACACUGACGUCUUCUCCCCAAAAUGGCUGUUACAACAAAUUGUAAACAGGUUUUCAUCAACAGUCUGACAGCAAUUACAAGAGAAAAUACAAAUUGGCUAAAAUAAGCACCUGGUAUCGUUUUAAAAAAAAACAAAACAAUUAUAAAAGCAAAAAAAAAUAAACAAUUAUAAAAGCAAAACGGGAAA